AUGGGAGUGUCUCCGCUGUCCACCGCUGACAUCGACAUCCGUUACCGGUAUGUGGUGGGGAGGAUAGAAGACUACGACACCCUGAGACAUCAAGUCAACGACAGCAGACUGGCCAUACGCGGUGUACAAUCCCGAGUCAAAGAUCGCUUGAAGGCGCUGAAGAAGGCAAUAGACUCUACACAGCCUGGUGACCAGAAGCCCCUCGAGGAGACCCUGUCCUCCCUCCACCUGCUACAUGACCACCUGGAGGAGUGCCAUCGCCUGCUGAAGCUGUUCUGGAAGGCUCGGGACCCCGGCUCCGUACCCACCUCCACUGGCAGCGGGGGGGACGGAACAGCAAUCGUGUUCCUAGAGAACCAGAACUUGAAAGACGAGAUCACCAACCUGAGAAAACGGCUGGCAUCUCAGGAGAAGGUCAUGAGGUCAGCUCUUCACAAGCUGGAGAGAACCAAUCGGCUGAAACAGGGAAUGGAAGAAGCACUGGUGAAACAAUUGUCAAAAACCCACCAUGUCCUACGACAAGCGAGGGGAAACCUGGAGGUCCAAGCCAAACAUGCUGGCCACGAGGUUCCACCCUCAUCCUCUGGAACGGAGGAGCGGUAGCACGCCGUACGCCGCCAUUUGCCACGACUGUUUUGGUACCAUUUCUGUAUAAUUCUGUACAUAUGUGUAUUUCUACCCAGACCACAACUGUGUUAUAUUUUAGGUCUGUCUUAUUGAUUCUCCUUUCCUUGGAAAUUCUGAUUUGUACAUUCCAAAAAAUGGAGUUUUUAGAUGUUUUUAGGUUUUAAGAAAUCUUAUUAGGGUAGAAUAUUCUGUUUGUGAUUUUGAACAAGUUUGCUGUAUUUUCCUCAUGUUGAUGUUUUAAUGUUGCUUUUACAUAUUAUACACUGCACACUUGUUAAUGACUGUACAUAGUGAAUUGUGACAUUGGCUUUGCUUUGUGUGAGUGUAGAAGUUAUAUUGCAUAAUCAUGCAUAUGUGAUUGCAUUUUUUUAAUCACUGCAACUCCCUUAACGUAUAAUGUUCAUUUUUCAUUAUGUCCUUCCCCAUUUUUGGUCGCAUUACCAACCCUUCCUCAUAAACACAACUUUCUCCACAAUCAUUUCUACCAAACAUAAGAACAUGAGGAAUGCUAUGAGAAGUAAACGACUCGCCCUUUCUAUCUGACUACUACCGGUAUUAAGUGCAUGGAGAAUGGCAUGAAUUUUUAUACAAAUGCUGCUUCUUAACUUCUACAUAAGACAGAACACUUACCAAGCCUAACUCUACAACCUGUGUAACUAUAACAUCAACAGGGCUGAUAUAAGAAAUCAAACUGUAUUUGAUACAAGCCAUAAAACAGGUGUGUUUUAAUGAGAAAACUUUGACAUACAGUUUUCCUUCUCAGAUUAGAAAGUACAGGGUACUAUGAAACUGAGAAACCUCUAUUGCUUCCACAUGUACUUUUUAAGUAAGCAAUAUAUACUUCAAGGUAAUUCAUGGUGAUGUACUACUUUUAAACACACCAUUUGUAGCCAAAUCAGCCAAUCGUGGGAGGCCUUUCAUCAGAAGCUGUGCAGUCCCCAGUAGAACUAUACUGAUUGGUUGAAGGUUUUACCUGCCAUCCAAUGGGAAUCAUUUCCAGCAUCUUUGUUCACAAAACUGUGACAAUCUGUAGUUUGUGUGACUCAGUUUGUCUGUGCAAUUAAGUAAAGAAAAUGCCCAAACUCUUGUACUGAUAACUUUUCGACUUUGUUCCAACACAUACUUACAGUGUCACAUCUGUUGUGUAGGUACCUUUUAGUGUAUUGGGUCAUCAAAGUCUUUAGCAUUAGAACAUAUACUCAACAUUAUUUCAAUUUAUGUAAUGGCUUCAAUGUCCCAAAAUUGAAAAUUUCAUUAGGACAAUGCAUGCAGGAUACUUGUAUAAGAGUUCUGUACUUAGAUUAGUAGACAGUUCGUUAGGAUGUUUCCAGCCUUCUUAUGACAGAAGUGACACUAUAUUUUUCCAAGCCUUUUCAAAGAUGCUUGUAACUGCCAGUUACAUCAUUCUGAUGGAAUAAUUCUCUUGUUGAGCUCCAGAUCAAGUUGUUUUCAAACUGUUGGUUUAUGUACAGUUUGAAGACAACUUAUUUCAGUGCUUCAUUUUCAAGUGAAUCAUUCCAUGUUUGUCCAUAAUUUCAUAUUUGGCAGAACAUUUGAGCAUUUUUUAUUUCUUUUUUGACUGUGUGGUUUUCGGGGGAAAAAUUCAGAUCAAAUUUGCAUUCAGCAUUUUACCAAGAAAUUUUGUCAAAGUGGAGCAAAUUUCAGUAGAAUAGGACAGUAUGAUUUGCAAUGGCAAGCAUCUUGUAAAGGUCUUCUGUGUGUGUUGAGACAAAUUUGGGAAGUUCACUGUACAGUAGAUUGGGCAUGUUGCGUUAGACACCUACAUGCAUGGUGGCCCAGGUUUGAUUUUUGCAUGAUGUUGUCAGUGUUGCGUUUGUGUAUGUGUAUGUGUGUUAGCUAAAGCAACUCAAAGUCUUAUAUAUAUAUAUUUGUAUACUAAUGCAUUUGAGGCUGAAUGCACAAGUAUUUAUGCUUGCAAACAUGGACAUGAACAUAUUCAUCUUAAAGCAUCUGUAACUGCACUUUUUCAGAUAUUUUGCCAUCAAAUUGCUUGCAUCUCUAAGACAUACUUAUAGGUUGCUAGCAUGAGAGCUGUUGUUGGGCUUCUUUACACAUACCAAUCUGGCACAUUUUAAUUAUCAUUUUUGGAAACCUCUUUUGCCAAUGCAUGUUACAGAUACACUUUUGCAAACAAUUUAAUUUUGCAUAAUCAUAUUAUGCAUCAACACAUUAACACUAACACAUUCAUCUUUACUUGAUUCUAUGGGGAAACUGGAUCAUACUGAAACCACUAUUGUUACAGUUGAGUGAGUGAAGAUACUAAGAAACUUUCCCAGAGUGUGGCAGGUAACGUUUUCCACCUUUCCAGUAUAGUUGCACAAGGGAUUGCACUGUAGCUGGUGGGCAAUGCCAGCAUUGGUGGAUUGGUUACACUGGUCUGUGUAUAAAUAAUACCCUCAUCCUCAGUGACUUUGUAAGAGUUUGAAGAAAACUCAGUGAUAGCCUCAUCUUGCCUACUUGUAACUAUGCAAAACUGUGGCAAAGAACACUUUGCAAUAAACUUUUAUAACACUAAGAAAUGACACGUACACAAGUGAAUACCGCAUUUGUACCGUAACUGUGGAAAAUUUGGUUAUUUAUGAGAAAUUACAGAAGGAAUACCAGCUGUAUACUGAUGUCAUGACUGGUAAGGGUAUAACUCACCACUGAUGAGGACAAUUAUAUCGUGCAUAUGUUGUGUUUGAAUCAUUGAUAUUUCUACAAAGUCAUGUAAACACAGCCAGUGGCAAGUUGAACUACGAUGAAGAUAAUGUGACCCUACUACAGUGUAGAAAAAACUAUUUUGUAUCCUCAUAUUUUACGUAUGUACCAUGUGCUGUUUGUUUAUGUAACAUUAUGUGAUAUGUAGUACUUUUUACCACAGUGACUAUAAGUUUGUGAUUUUAUGUGAUAAGAAGAACUGUUCCGAUACAUUUUGUACUGCAUGUGUAUGAUAUAAGUCUAAGAUAUAAGCCUACACCCUCAAGAACUAUUAUCCAAAUGUUGCAACAAUUUUCAUGCUAAAUCGAAGAGCUCUACAGACGAACCAAUACGUGAAGAUCUGACUUCCUCAUAAGAUGUAAAAUAACAGUUUUUUUACAUAAAAUCAAAUGAUUUUAAGACAGAAUAUUGCUUGGACAUGAGAAGACCUAGCCUGUAUGUGGAAAGUACCCAUUGUAAUAAUGCUACAUUGCUCAUGUGAUAAAUAAUGUCUCUACAUGUAAGAACAGAGAAAGGAGGAUGCUAGUUUUAUAUUUGUAUUUUCACAACCAACGUGCCUUGUACAGUUUUCAUUGGUCGACUCUACCCCUUACUUAAUGUACAGAUCUGUCCUUGGAAAUACAGCAAUAGAAGUAUUUUUCAAA
This is a messenger RNA of Branchiostoma floridae (Florida lancelet), 3992 nucleotides long. Its product is annotated as myomegalin-like. The record is from RefSeq and is a predicted model, not a curated record. Bases 1 to 603 code for a protein of 200 amino acids. NCBI's taxonomy places the organism in Eukaryota, Metazoa, Chordata, Leptocardii, Amphioxiformes, Branchiostomatidae. The transcript is spliced from 7 exons.